AUGGUGAAACUGAAGUGGGGUAUGGAAUACAAGGGAUACCUGGUCUCUGUGGAUGGCUACAUGAACAUUUAG
Molecule: messenger RNA, 72 nt
Organism: Staurois parvus
Lineage: Eukaryota; Metazoa; Chordata; Amphibia; Anura; Ranidae
Source: the annotation of a GenBank genome assembly